This is a messenger RNA of Magnolia sinica, 1397 nucleotides long. RefSeq lists its product as uncharacterized. Lineage: Eukaryota; Viridiplantae; Streptophyta; Magnoliopsida; Magnoliales; Magnoliaceae. The transcript has 2 exons. The coding region runs from base 338 to 1012 and encodes 224 amino acids. Gene Ontology annotation, molecular function: zinc ion binding. The record is from RefSeq and is a predicted model, not a curated record.
UUCCGAGGAAUUACUCCGUCUCUUACAAAACCCUUCCUUUUCUUUUUUCUUCCUCUUCACAAGAGCAGACAAAGGAAAAUGCAGGUCUCUGCAACGAAACUGUAGUGCUUUCUUCCCCUUAAUUCCUCCACUCUCUCUGCAGAAACUGCAAUAUUUUCCAGCUGUCUCUCCCUCUCUCUCUCUGUCAAUCUCUGUAGAGACUGACAGAUACAGAAAUUUUCCAGACUCUGUUUUGCUUCGAAAUCAUGGAAUAACCUUCCCAAAGCUACCAUCUUUCUGGGAUUUUGAUGCUCUCCUACACCUUUCAUGAAGUUUCAGCAUCUGGGUUUUCUUCCAAAUGGCAAAAGAAGAGAAACCCCAUAAGGAUUUAGAGGCUGGGAGCAGCGUUGGGCCCCACCACUCUCUCAGCAGCGAUGGUGACAGUGGCUGCUGCUCUGACGGUGAGGAUGAGUCAUGGCAUUCGCCUUUCGGCUCCAACCGGCACGGUGGAGGGUCGUGUGACGACGAGCACGGGCUCUCCGGUGUGUCCGACCGCGAGAUCGGCGGCGGCUCGAGCCACCGUCGGGACUCUUCGGUGUCUGAUUGCUGCUCAGACGCCGAUUUGGAGAGUGGGGUCCCGGAGAUUAAGGUGCAUUUGGCGAAGGUAGAGAAGGAUUGUCGGAUUUGCCACCUGAGCCUCGAGAGCGGGAGUCAGGAGUCGGGGGUUCCGAUUGAAUUGGGCUGCUCCUGCAAGGACGACUUAGCGGCAGCACAUAAGCAAUGCGCUGAGGCGUGGUUUAAGAUAAAAGGGAACAAGACCUGUGAGAUUUGCGGUGCAACCGCACGCAAUGUGGUCGGUGCAACUGAGCCCGAGUUCAUAGAACAAUGGAAUGAAACAAGCACUGCCGUACAGGUGGCCCCUACAGAAACAAGAAGCUUCUGGCAUGGGCACCGCUUCCUCAAUUUCCUGCUCGCUUGCAUGGUAUUUGCCUUUGUCAUCUCAUGGCUAUUCCACUUCAAUGUUCCCUCCUAAGUCAUAUUUAAAAAAAAAGAAAAAGAAGGAAUCCUACAUUCUCUAGUUCUAGUAGUUUGAAAAAAGAAAGAUUGGAGAGAGAAUCCAAUGAGAAAUCACAACCAAAUUGCAGUCUUCAGGUUAUCCAUGUGAGUAUCACGGGCAUAUAUAUAUAUAUAUAUAUAUAUAUAUAUAUAUAUAUAUGUCGUAUGGUUUAUGAGCUCCUUUGCACUUUUCUUUAUGUUGUAUUAUUGUGUGAGCGGCGCAUGAAAUUGCUUAGACUGUCGCCAUCCUUAGUACCACAUUUUCUUUCAUCUUGAAAGGCUAGUGUGGUGUUUGUCUGUUGCAUUAAUUGUAAUUUUACUGAUUGAGAUAUGCAACGAGCGUCAUUGACAUGUUGUCAGCA